This is a messenger RNA of Debaryomyces hansenii CBS767, 1515 nucleotides long. RefSeq lists its product as uncharacterized. Bases 1 to 1515 code for a protein of 504 amino acids. Lineage: Eukaryota; Fungi; Ascomycota; Pichiomycetes; Serinales; Debaryomycetaceae. The transcript has a single exon. Gene Ontology annotation, biological process: mRNA splicing, via spliceosome. Gene Ontology annotation, cellular component: catalytic step 2 spliceosome. Gene Ontology annotation, molecular function: mRNA binding; protein binding. The record is from RefSeq and is a predicted model, not a curated record.
AUGUCGUUGGUUCAAGGGUAUUCAUCAAGUUCUGAUAGCGAUAAAGAAUUGCAUAACAUACCGGUUUUGCCUAAAGAUUCGAAGUAUAAUAUAGUGACAGUACCGAAUGUUGAUAUUUCAACCCACGAAUUAGUACCGAUUGAUAAUGUCCAAAUAACAAGUACUAAAGAAACACGAAAUUUUGGUGGUGGUAUAGAAAGGAAUUAUUACGAUGAUGCUACUUGGAAACUUCAAUCGAUGAAGAGCAAAAGAAAGCUGGAGAACUCUUCAAAACAAGAGUCCAAGAAAUUGAGGAAAAAGAGACGUAAGCAAGGAGAUCCAGAAGACAUUGAUUAUUUAGGUCCAUGGGCCGAUUACAAGGCUAGCUCCGAGUCUGAUGCUUCCAUUUCUGGUGGUGAUAAAUCUGAUACGGAUGAAGAUGCAAAUGAUAGGGAUGAAGAGGUGGAUCAGGAUGCAAAUAACGAAGAAGCUGAGCCUGAAGUUUUUACGGAAUUUUUUGGUCUGAAGGGAAAAGAUUAUUUAGGCAGGACAUACAUGCAUGUCCCACGAGACCUUAAUGUUAGUCUAACUAACGAGCCUGGGUCGCAGGAAUGUUUUGUUCCCAAAAAGAUUAUUCAUACAUUUGAAGGACAUGCAAAAGGUGUUAAUAAAUUGGAAUUUUUUCCAAAAUCUGGUCAUUUAUUAUUGUCUUGCGGUAAUGAUGGUAAGAUUAUGCUAUGGGACGUUUAUCACAAGAGGGAGUUGUUAAGAGCAUAUUAUGGACAUAGACUUGCUGUCAAAGAUGUAACCUUUAAUAGUACGGGAAAAAAGUUUUUGAGUUGUUCAUUUGAUAAAAAAAUUAUCCUUUGGAAUACAGAGACUGGAGAUAUAGAAAGGACUAUUAAAUUGAAAGCAAUUCCAAACGUCAUCAAAUUCAACCCUAAUAAUGAAAACGAAUUUAUUGUUGGGCUAACUAAUCAUAAAAUUGAGCAUUACGAUUUAAGCGUAUCAAAUUUUGAAGUACCCAUACAGACAUAUGACCAUCACCUUGGGGCUAUCAAUUCUUUAACCACUAUUGACAAUAAUAAUAGGUUUAUGUCUACGUCUGAUGAUAAGACAGUGAGAUUCUGGGAUUGGCAAAUUAAUAUUCCAAUUAAAUUCAUAUCUGAUCCAUCACAACAUUCAAUGCCAUCAGCUGCGAUAUAUCCCGGAGGAAAAUAUAUUGCACUUCAAAGUAUGGACAACUCCAUACAGGUGAUCCAAGGACAUGGUAAAUUUAAAUUCAACAAAAAUAAAUGGUUUGAUGGUCAUAACGUAGCAGGCUAUGGUAUUGAUGUUGAAAUUUCGCCUGAUGGUAAGAUUAUUAUGAGUGGUGAUUCAAAAGGGUUCGGAUAUUUCUGGGAUUGGAAAACUUGUAAAUUAGUGAAUAAGCUUAAGGUAAGUGAUAAACCCAUUACGUGCAUAAAAUCCCAUCCGCAAGAAGCUAGUAAGGUUGUAAUGGCUGGGAUGAACGGGCAUAUAUAUUAUUGUGAUUAA